GCAGGUUGGUUUGAUCAGUUUAUUCUUGUAAUCUUCAUCAGCACAUUUAAAUUUUUAGAUAGAACGAAGAUGUUGCCAAUGGAUCCCACAAAGAAGAUUUCUUUUCAACGCUUGAUAAGUGAAGGGGAUCUGGUAAUCGUGUACGAGAGGCACGACCACAUGAAGGCCGUCAAGGUUUGCUGUGGCUCUGUGCUCCAGAACCGAUUUGGUGUUUUUCAACACACAGACUGGAUUGGAAAGCCAUUUGGGUCCAAAGUGCUGAGCAAUAAGGGUGGAUUUGUUUACCUCCUUGCCCCAACCCCGGAGCUGUGGACUUUGGUUCUAAGCCACAGGACUCAGAUUCUAUACAUUGUGGAUAUCAGCUUUGUUAUCUCUUACUUGGAAAUUGUUCCCGGCUGCUUGAUUCUUGAGUCGGGCACAGGGAGUGGGUCUCUCACCACAUCACUUGCCAGGGCUGUGGCUCCUUAUGGUCACGUUUACACAUUCGACUUCCAUGAACAAAGGGCUGCCUUGGCUAGGGAGGAUUUUGAGAAGACUGGAUUGAGCAGCUUAAUUACAGUUGAAGUUAGAGAUAUUCAAGGCGGAGGGUUUCCUGAAAAUUUUUGUGGACUGGCGGAUUCUGUCUUCCUUGACCUCCCCCAACCUUGGCUGGCAAUACCUUCUGCUGGCAAAAUGUUGAAGCAAGAUGGAGUUUUGUGUUCCUUUUCACCCUGCAUUGAGCAAGUUCAGCGCUCAUGUGAGAGUCUCAGAACAAACUUUACCGAUAUAAGGACAUUUGAGGUCCUCCUCCGCUCGUAUGAAGUCCAAGAAGGUAGGAGGGAGUGCACUGGAGAUGAUGAAGGUGAUCCUUUGGGGUCUCUUCCUUGCAAGAGGAAACAGUGUUCAAGUGGAAGAAGCAAUGGGAAGGAAAAAUCUGAUGUUCAUACAGUCAUGGUGAGGCCAUGCAGUGAAGCAAGAGGUCACACUGGCUAUUUGACAUUUGCAAGACUCAAAUGCCUGUAGUGGGAGGUGAGACUACCAUCCCUUCUCAGCUAGGAUUUCAAUGAUGUUGGCCUUAUUGUAAAAGUUUGAUCCAAGCCUCAUGAAAGCCUGAAUGAAUGAAGAAAUGGUCCAUUAGAUUAUCAAAAGCAUUGAAAGGGCUAGGUAGGAGUAAGUUUUGCUUAGUAGUGUCCUGGAAUACUACUUACCUUUUUUUCCCCUUAAUUACAAAUGUUUUAGUUCUUUAA
Telopea speciosissima is the source of this 1226-nucleotide messenger RNA. RefSeq names its product tRNA (adenine(58)-N(1))-methyltransferase catalytic subunit TRMT61A. The transcript has 4 exons. Lineage: Eukaryota; Viridiplantae; Streptophyta; Magnoliopsida; Proteales; Proteaceae. The coding region runs from base 70 to 1002 and encodes 310 amino acids. Gene Ontology annotation, cellular component: tRNA (m1A) methyltransferase complex; nucleus. Gene Ontology annotation, biological process: tRNA methylation. The record is from RefSeq and is a predicted model, not a curated record.